Brachypodium distachyon (stiff brome) is the source of this 2372-nucleotide messenger RNA. Its product is annotated as proline-rich receptor-like protein kinase PERK13. Lineage: Eukaryota; Viridiplantae; Streptophyta; Magnoliopsida; Poales; Poaceae. The record is from RefSeq and is a predicted model, not a curated record. The transcript has 6 exons. Gene Ontology annotation, molecular function: protein kinase activity; ATP binding. Gene Ontology annotation, biological process: protein phosphorylation. Bases 1 to 2235 code for a protein of 744 amino acids.
AUGUCGCGGAAUUUAGCCGCGUCGCCGAGCUUAUCAGAGGAUGCAAGUGAUGAGCAGUCCCAUGAUUCCAACGCCGGACCUCCACCCCAAGGCUCCAGAUCAGGCUCAUCUUCGAACCGGAAUAAUAAUGGUCCUCCACCAUCGCCGUCUUCAGGAUCUGGGGGCUCAAGAUCCUCCUCAUCGUCUUCCUCUAAUAACUCACAAGGUUCGCGUUCCUCCAACUCUCCUCCACAAUCAUCAGAAUCAGAUUCAUCGCCAUCGCCGUCAGGGUCGCCCUCCCGCUCUUCUUCGAAUGAUGAAAAUUCCGACUUUUCGUCGCCUCCAGCUCCGCCGUCUGACUCCUCCUUUGGGGACAAUGAUAAUUCCAACUCUUCGUCACCACCGCUGCCCUGGUCCCAGCAGUCAGAAGGCUCAAAGCCUCCUCCUUCUCCACCGUUGCCCCGGAGCCCUCCCGCACCAUCAUCAUCCGAAGCCUCUCCGUCUCCGCCGCCACUGCAAUCGAGUAAUCAGCAAGCAGAAUCUCCACCUUCUGGUGCUCAGCCAUCGCCUCCGCCGCCAGCAAACCAUUCGGUGGUCUUCAUUCCGAUCGUGUCGUCGUCCAAUAGCCAUCCCGGAGCACCUCCCGGGCUUGUCACCACCAUGGCACCGCCUGGCGCCGUGGGUGUGAUGUCUUCUCACCUCCCAGGUUCCAUGCCCGCUGCACAAAGCGGCACCGACAACGGCGCCAUGCAGGCAGCUGCUGGUUCAUCGGGCACCACAGCUUCAUCAUCGUCCUCACAACACUCCCCCGUCGACUCAUCGCCAGCAGUGAGUGGCCAGGUUGCCGCCGCCAUUGCCGGCGCUGCGGUCGCGGGUUUGUUGUUUGUCAUCAUAGCCAUUGUCUUCAUCGUGACGAGGAAGAGAAGAAAGGUGGAUGGACUGGUUUAUCACUCGGAUGGGAGCUUCUACAUGCAAUCGUCGGGUCAACUGGUGGGUUCGAGCCGCCACCCGUCGGGGGUGCUGUACGCGGCGCCGCCGGGAGCGUCGGGCGGGUUCUCGUACGGGCCUCCGGGCACGACGGACAGCUUCAGAGGAGGAGCACCGGCCGGGUACUACCGGUCGGGCAGCAUCGAGGCGGCGGCUGCGGCUGCUGGAUCCAAGUCUUCCUUCAGCUAUGAGGAGCUGACGAGCAUCACCAGCAACUUCUCUCGCGACAACGUGAUCGGGGAAGGCGGGUUCGGGUGCGUGUACAAAGGGUGGUUGGCCGACGGCAAGUGCGUGGCCGUGAAGCAGCUCAAGGCCGGCAGCGGGCAGGGCGAGCGCGAGUUCCAGGCCGAGGUGGAGAUCAUCAGCCGCGUGCACCACCGGCACCUCGUCUCGUUGGUUGGGUAUUGCGUCGCGCAGCACCACCGGAUGCUCAUCUACGAGUUCGUCCCCAAUGGCACCCUCGAGCAUCAUCUGCACGGACGCGGUGUGCCGGUGAUGGAUUGGCCGACGAGGCUGAGGAUCGCCAUCGGGGCAGCCAAGGGGUUAGCGUAUCUGCAUGAAGAUUGUCACCCGCGGAUCAUCCACAGGGACAUCAAGUCGGCCAACAUCCUGCUGGAUUACUCGUUUGAAGCACAGGUUGCGGAUUUCGGGCUGGCGAAGCUGUCGAACGACACCCACACGCACGUGUCGACGCGCAUCAUGGGCACGUUCGGGUACCUGGCCCCGGAGUACGCGUCGAGCGGGAAGCUGACGGACCGGUCGGACGUCUUCUCCUUCGGCGUGGUGCUGCUGGAGCUCAUCACGGGCCGGAAGCCCGUGGACCAGGACCGGCCGCUCGGGGAGGAGAGCCUCGUGGAAUGGGCCCGCCCGGUACUGGCCAGCGCCCUGGAGACUGGAAACCUGGAGGAGCUGACCGACCCGCGCCUGGAGGCCCGCGGAGGGUACAACAGGGCCGAGAUGACGCGGAUGGUGGAGGCCGCCGCUGCCUGCGUCCGCCACUCGGCCCCCAGGCGGCCCCGCAUGGUCCAGGUGAUGAGGGCGCUGGACGUGGACGUGGACGAGGGGAGCAUGUCGGACCUCAGCAACGGGGUCAAGGUGGGGCAGAGCCAGGUGUACAGCAGAACGGCCGGCCAGCAGGAGGCCGCCAUCGAGCAGCUCCGGCGCACGGCCUUCGCAUCCGAGGAGUUCACGGGCGAGUUCGAGCAGUCCAGGGAGUACGAGUACGACGACUCCGGUACCACGAUGCGCCGGGGACCGCCAGUAGGGUGACGAUAUCGAUCAGGCCGCAAUUUACUGCGUAGCUAACCCUUUUUCCCACUGUUGUAACAAUAUUUAGACUAGCUAGUCGCCACGGACCCCGUGUGUAUUCUCACAGGCUAUUGAUACGUUAGACAUUUGUACAAUGA